AUGUCUUCCACUGUUGUUUCUGCUGACAGAGAAGACGUCAUUACGAUGCCAGUACAACUGCUGCGGCAACCACUACGACAGGAACAAAAAGAAUUCUCUUAUACUACUUUUACUAAUCUUCAUCAACAUCACUCUCUUACUCCUCCUUUAAUUUCUUCACCUUCAAUAACUCUUCCUUCCCCAAUAUCUCUUAAUUCUCUUAAUUCAUCCACUACAUUUAAUUCAAUUGAUUCAAAUAUAUCAGAUGAACUUUGGUUUGACUCAUCACCUAUUGAACCUUUAUCACCUUCUAAUGAUAAUAAAUACUGCAACUACAAUAAAACAGGAGAAGAGGAUGAAUAUAUUAAUAAUAAGCGCGAAGAUGUUGUUUCUAGUUUUAACAAAGAAAUAUCAUCUCCACAACCUUUAAAAGUAAUCGAUUCUUCAAAUUUAAUGAGAGUACAAGCUUUGAAUAAUCCUAAUUCUCCUCCUUCUUCCCUUAUUCCUACUCAAACUUCUUCUUCACAUCACCAUCAACGAUCAAUUAAUUCACAAUCAAUUCAACAACUACAAAAAAUACAACAAAGUUUUCCAAAUAUUUCAAAUAUUUCAAAUAAUUUAAGUAUUCCAAAUGCUUCAAGUAUGUCAAAUGGUCAUCACCAUGAUAUUCAUAAUGUUCCUCGAAAUUUUAAUAGUCACAAUAUUCACAAUAUUCAUAAUGUACAUAUUAUUCAUAAUUCUGUUCCUUCUUCUUCUGGUGGUUAUGGAGGGAAUAGCUUAACAAAUAAAUUAUUAGAAUGUGAUCAAUGUAUUCAGGCUAUUUCUUCUCCUUCCCCUUCUCCUUCUAUUAAUUCUAAUACCUUCUCUUCCAAAAACAAAUUCGAAAUCAACAACAAAAAUAACAAAAAAAUCAACAAUUUAAUGGUAAUAAACGAUUAUGUUAAUACUACAAAUACCAAGAAAAGACGACAAACCCCCGCUUGGAGAAGAGAUCUUCAAGGCGAAGCUUUACUUUGUAAUGCUUGUGGUUUAUAUUUAAAAGUAAAAAAUUGUCAAAGACCAACCGAAUUAGGACCUGAUGGUGAAAUAAGAUUAGUAAAAAUAGAAAGACCCGGAAAUGGUCAACCCAAAUGUUCAAAUUGUAAUACCACCGAUACGCCUUGUUGGAGAGGUCCGGAAGGUGGUAAAUUAUGUAACAAAUGUGGAUUAUAUCUUAAACAACAUGGUAAUCAACGUCCGAUUAGUUCAAAUAGAAGAAUGUGA
Diversispora eburnea is the source of this 1242-nucleotide messenger RNA. Lineage: Eukaryota; Fungi; Glomeromycota; Glomeromycetes; Diversisporales; Diversisporaceae. The record is from the annotation of a GenBank genome assembly.